Messenger RNA from Eriocheir sinensis (Chinese mitten crab), 4517 nucleotides. RefSeq lists its product as uncharacterized. The transcript has 2 exons. The record is from RefSeq and is a predicted model, not a curated record. Bases 104 to 808 code for a protein of 234 amino acids. Gene Ontology annotation, molecular function: acyltransferase activity, transferring groups other than amino-acyl groups. Lineage: Eukaryota; Metazoa; Arthropoda; Malacostraca; Decapoda; Varunidae.
UUUUUCUCUCUCUCUCUCUCUCUCUCUCUCUCUCUCUCUCUCUCUCUCUCUCUCUCUCUCUCUCUCUCUCUCUCUCUCUCAGUUUCAUCCAAAGGAGCAACAUAUGGCGGUGUUCUGCACGGAGGAGGAGGUGGAUCAGCUAUUCGAGGCCUUAAGAGCAGCAGCCUUUGUCAACUGGGGCCGUAGUCUCAUCAUCCAUGCUGUUCCUCGUUACCUGCUGGAUCUUAUGCAGAAGCUCACGGAGGAAAAGGGCGCCAUCAUAGACGCGAUUCCAUUUGUUGCCUUUACCUACCAACCUCAUCUAGACACACUGCCUAAGAGGGUUGGUCCAGGGUUCCGUGUGUGCCUGCUGGGGAGGGCAGGGGUCCACUAUCUGGUCCAGAGAGCUAAAUAUGGUGGAAUGGCUCACCUGGAAGUGUUCAGCCGCCUGGCACAGCAUGUACCCUUCGUGGGAGUGUACCGGGACUCAGGCGUGACUCAAGACACCACCGUGGACCCGAACAGUCUGCCUGUGGCGGGGGACGAGGAGCUGCCUGUUGCCUGGGUGGCUACCACUUUUGAAGGAGCUGUUGGGAGGCUGAUGACGGACGAGGGCUACAGACGACACGGCCUUGGCAGUCUCAUUACCACUGUAACAGCAAGGCGACAAGCUGCCCUCCUGAAGCUCAUUCCUCAUUCCUUUGUUGAGGCCAGUAACGCUGCUUCUAUCGCAAUGUUUACGGGGCUCCCUGGCUGGAAGUUAACACAUGAUGGUGUAUUCUGGCUGCUUGCUGGUGUCACUUUGCAAACUUACACCCAAAGACAGUAAGCAGCUGGUCCUGAUAUCUGAGACCACCAGCUGGCAAGUGAAUGCAAAAUGUAGUUUUUCAAUGUUGGUCUAUCAAUAAUAAGUUGAUUUUUAUAGAGGAAAACCUUGCAUCGGUCAAGUUGUAGUAUUGAAGUGUAAUUGUUACAUUAAACACCAAUAGAAAAUAAGGUUAAUCUUAGGGAGCACCACUCCAAACCAAUAUUCGUAGUAAUUUAGCACAUGAAAGAAUUAUUAUUAUAAUGCAUUUUCGUAUACGAUUUACCUUGGGGAGGGGCCAGGGGAGCAAGCCUCGUUAAUUAUAAAGUUGGGUGGCUUCGAUUUUCUAAGUCCAUUGUUAUUGUUUCACGAGGGCCUCUAUAAACAGACUGAGCUACAUAGCUGCCUUGCAGUACACCAUACAAACUAGUUCCUAAGUCAGUAAUAUCCAGAACGCGCAUGGAUCAUUACGAUCUCUUUACGAGUUCUACGUUAUUUUCUUCUCUAUAUUAAAGCAAAUAAUGCCGCAAGUAUUUGUAUUUUAUAAUUUUAAAGGAUUUCAUUCAUGAAGUAUUACUACGCGGGGUGUAUCACGCUGCCACGUAGGCAGCUUUUUGAAUCUCGGUCUUCCUCGGGACGCCAUGAUGGACGGUGGGAUCGACACUCAGCUUUUCUUUAGUCUCCUUAAAUUAUCAUUCUACUUCACCUCUCGGUAAGUGUUAACUGACUAUUUAGCCUCUUUAUUGGUAUCACCCAUGAGGCACUUUGCGCCACAUUGCGCCGUCAAAUAACCCAAAACCGAGUCCUUGUGACCCUUCAAUACCACCAUAUUCGAACAGUGACACGGGCGCGUCACAUGGGAUGCCGUUGGUGCCUCGUGGGCGCAUCAAGCUGUGACUGACAAGUUGGGCAGAUAGAGCUACCCUUCUCAGCACAGGGGGGUUCGAGGGGGGUAAAGCCCCCGUUAGAAUGGGGUUCGCCCGCCGUUAGCGGUUAGGUUCUAAAGCUCGGUUGGAGUAGUUUAAAUAUAUUCGACAUGCGAUGUGGGUACGCAACGCGGGACGGAGUGGGGCGGCGGUGGCCACUGGCCAUCUAAUGACACGGCCAACACUCGUCAACAGACCGGAUGCAGCGGCGUCUGCCGCGGCAAAGUUGUUAAAUUAGAUUAAUCGAUUAAAAGACAAUAGGUUUAAGAACUUUCCUCAGUUUCGGGACUUGGGAUUUUCCCCGAUUUUAGGGAGACAAUUGUAACUGAUACAAUAAACUGGAUAAUGAUCAAUAUCGUACGCGUACGACCGUUUACUCUCACAAUUAUGGAUGACGAACAGUGUUAGAUACACAGAAUUAUCAGAAUCGUGCGUUCUUAUUGAAUGAAAUCGCAAUUAGCCUAAUCAGCACCUCUGAAAAAAUAGUAUAAAGGAACAAUACCGGGACUUUCAGAUGAACAGGAGAACUGGCGACGAACCAGGUUCGUCGGCCUUAAGGUUACCAAGAUCCUGGAGUCGUGUAGAACCCCCGGGAUGUCGGCGGUUGUGCUUUGAUUGUUGAAAUGAAGGCUGCUUGGCUGAUGGCGUCCCUCUGGCCGGCGGGACGAGAUGGCGGCGCCCGGAACUCCUUGCCAGACGUAGGACGGCUGCGGUGUUCCUCGUAUUUUGAGUGUUAUGGAGCAGCGUUAGUAGAUUUGGCGGCCUGGGUAUGUAACCACUUGUGUAGGCGCCUGAAGUGGUAAUUGCUUGUAGUCACCGGGAGAUGUUCGAGUUUGCCCUGUUGAUUGUUUGCCGGAAGAGGUUUGGGCGAUGCUCCUGGCAGUGGCAGUGUUGCCGCUGUGGGCUACGGCGUGGCUGCUGUCGUGACCCCCUCUGCUCUGGUGAGGUGCUGCUUGUUACUUCUUCCUUGUAACGUAACGCCUGUCCCCUGUUCGGUGAAUUCUUGUGGCUUGUAGCGCUGUAGAACAGACGAGGUAGCGACGGCUAGGGCACGUUGGGCACCGCUGAUCACCAAUAAUGUAACGGCGGCCGGUCUUGUAUGCGUGCAGCUCAGACAGGGUCUUGGUGGGAACGAACAAGGCGUGAAGGGAAACACCCGCUGCUAUUUUAGGUGAAUGUAUUCUUAAACCUAAGUACAGGGGCGUUGGAGAGAGCCGAGACAGUAAGUCUGUAUGAGUCGGGCUCUCAGGAAGGAGUGACGAUUAGAGACUUGGAAAAUAAUGAAGUUACAACUGGUCACGUAUGUCAAGGUGACCCCUAAGUUGACGAAAUGUUUGUUACACAUACCAAGACGCUCGUCCGAUAAACACUGACAGAUGACAUUCCUACAAACGGUGGCGUGAUCUAUCUGCCGUGGGUUUUUUCCAUUGAUACCUGCAUUUCUAAUUCGUGGUGACAUUUAAUAAUAAUAAUACAUUGAUAUAACUACAACUACUAUAACAAAAGUGCCAAGGGAAAAAGUGCCAAGGGAAAGAGUGUCAAGGAAAAGAGUGCCAAGGGAAAGAGUGCCAAGGGAAAGAGUGCUAAAGGAAUAAGGGAAAAGAGAAAGAAGGCCAAAGGAAAACUCAUACGUAGAGAAUAAAAAUAACGUGUGUUCGUGUUUGUGGAAAACUGUAAUCGAAAUGGUUCGUCAAUUGUGUUGCGCCGUGUAGGUUUGUAGUGUUGUGCUGGAAGCUUCCCCCGGCGUCCAUGGGGCUCUAGAAGGCUCCGGGAAGAGCGAGCAGGGGGGCGGGGAGCAAAGCCUCGUCCGCGCCGUGGCCAGGCGCCAGGCGGGAAGUGUUGCCAACUCGCACAUACUUUUGCUACAUGUUCUUGUAUGAUCUAAAAUAUACUGUAACAUUCUAGACUGUACUGUUCUGGAUAUAUAUAGGAGAAGAGGGCGAGAGGAGCCCAGUCCCAGUCAUAGUAAGCUAGUGGUAAGUGAAGAGUCAGAGUGAAGUGUACUACUAAGGAAGAAUAUUAAACUACAGAAGCUGUGCAAAGUGUUUGCAUAUCUCCCUCCCACGGAGUCUCCUGACGGCGACACGGAACCCAAGUAACACGUCCGGCAUAACAUUGGCGUCAGGAGUGUAGGCAUUUGUUUUUUCGCCAUGGAGACUCGUUCCAAAGCUGCCCAGAGGGACGACGUGUUGACUGAACUCUUGGAAGCUUUGAGACUACAGGGGGAGAAACAAGAAAGAGCACACCAAGAACUCAAAGAACAACAAGAAAGAGCACAGCAACAACAAGAAAGAGCACAGCAACAACAAGAAAGAACACUCCAAGAACUCAAAGAACAACAAGAAAGAGCACAGCAACAACAAGAAGGAACACUCCAAGAACUCAAAGAACAACAAGAAAGAGCACAGCAACAACAAGAAGGAACACUCCAAGAACUCAAAGAACAACAAGAAAGAGCACAGCAACAACAAGAAGGAACACUCCAAGAACUCAAAGAACAGCUAAAAGAUCGCUUCACGGGAUUACAGCAACAGCUACAAGCAGUACAAGAUGGAAGUGAGUCAGUACGAAGAGAAAUGACUGAUGUGACCACGAAGUUAGGACAACGCCUGAUAGAAGUGGAGAAAGAACACACAAAUCUUCAACAAGAGAUGGAGGUGGUACGGGAGACGACACAAAGAAAUAUUAGAAAUGCAGGGAAAGGUGAACCGUACUGAACAGGCAGUUUGUGACGUAAGUGACAGAGUGAAGGCCCUUGAAGACUGCUUAGCUGGAAACGGACAGCCAGUGCCUGCAGGGGCUAGUUG